Molecule: messenger RNA, 3305 nt
Organism: Jaminaea rosea
Lineage: Eukaryota; Fungi; Basidiomycota; Exobasidiomycetes; Microstromatales
Exons: 2
Coding region: 136-3156 (1006 amino acids)
Source: RefSeq, a predicted model, not a curated record
CAUCAACCCUCGAACGCUUGAGGAUCGACGCCCUCAUCAUUCGAACCUUCUCCCCGAUUCAUUGAAGCAUUACCAGCAUUGCGAUCGCCGUCACAUUCAUCAUCAGCAAAGCAUACGCAGCAACACUCAACCAAUAUGGCAACGCUCGAAGCAGUUGCGCCCGAGACCAAUGCUGCGCCUGAGACCGAAGCGUCUACGUCUGCGUCAGUCUCAGCAGCGCCAGCCAAGACCAUUCGACGUCAACCAUCGAUCACAAUCGCCAUUCCUCCAUCUCCCAUCCGCACUAAUCUGCGCCUGGGCACUCCGCCUCUGCCUCCAUCACCACACUUCCGGGCCAGGACGCAGAUAGACGCCUCGACAGGCAAUGCGACUUUCAUCCUGCCCUCUGUUCCAACUCAUGAACCAGAGGAUCGUCUCAUCUCCAACAGCCCAAGGAUGUCAGAAGCGGGCAGGAGGAGCAUCGAGGAGCCAAUGAGCAGGCUUUCCAGUGACAGAGUCUCCAUCUCGUCCAUGUCAGUAGACGCUCAUACAGCAGCGAGGAGCAGUUUCAGCCAGGCGAGCCGCGAUGCAGACCCUGAUGCAGAGGAGAUGGAGACGAUCGACGACGACGACGAGCAGCAUGGAGCAGGCCAGGAAGAAGAGGAAGAGGAGAUUCUUGAAGAACUGGCAGACGUUGCCGAGCCAUCCUCGAGCGAGGACAAUGGAGCCAUCGUAAUGUCUCGUAACGACUUUGCUGGCCUCAUCCUAGCUACUCAGGCGGCUGCUCUCCUGGCGCUCCAGACGCUGCUACAAGAGAUGCAGUCAACGAUCAGAGAAGGAUCGGAAGCCUAUGCCCACCUCAUCGACGUGCUCGUAUCGGCAGUCACCGAGCUUUCCAGCCAAGAGACAGCAGCCUCACAACGUGAAGAAGGCUUCAAGCGGCUGAACAGCUUGCUCGACUCGCUUUCAUCCGAAGCCCUCGUUGUAGGCUCCCAAGGGUCAGGCGGAGAUGGAGUCAACUUGGCGACAGCAUUGGGAGACCUACUGCUUUCCCUUGACAGGGUUCGCCCAGCUUCAGAUCCAGCAGCAGUCGAAGCUGCGAGGCUGCAAGCUCUCCCACCCGUCAGGCAGCGCAGCUCCUCGACUAUCUCCUCAAGCCCGUCACACGAGCUUCGCGACCCCUUUGCAGAAACUUCCUCGGAGCCCAACGUUUUCGCGACGUUGCACCGGCUCAUCGCCUCGCUGGCCGCCAGAUGCCCGCUGCCACAACGUCGAUUAGGCUCAAGCCCGCUCAUCUCAUCGCACGACGGUGGUGUUGCCUCCUUCCCUCGUCGCUUCGGCGACGGGUACGGUUCAAUGCAAGGCGCUCGCUCCUCCACUUCAUCCCUUGCAACCGCCUCCUCCUACACGUCCUCCAUAGUUGUCGACUCUCGGCACCUGGCAGCAACAGCAGAUCCAGAAGCCUGGUCGCAUGUGGGGCACAUUCUCGGUCUAACACGGGAUCUCGUAGCUAGUCGCAGAGCCUCUCAGUCCAUGCGCGAUGCUGGAGGGGCAAUGAGUCCGCAUCGCACCCGCAGCAGGAAAGAUAGCACGUCCAGCUCCUCCAACGCGGAUCCUUCGGACAUGUUGGCUGCGGAUGCUACACGAGUCAGGCGGUCACUCCAGCAGUCGAGGCGUGGAGGUGCAACUGCGGGGUCUCUGCAGCGUAAGCCUUCCACAGGAAGCCUGCGCACCUCUGUGAGCUCCAAUGGAACGGGAACCCAAUCCAUGCCUCCCUCCUACUCGGAGCACGACAGGCGGCGCGAAGUAGGCGCGACGGAUGCUCAGAUUCGCGACUAUCAAAGCCGGGGGAUCCUUCCAUCGUACGGGUAUGACGAGAAGAACGGCAGAGAAGGCCAAGGCAGCAGUGGCGGCAAGGACAGGCUGGGGUCUUCCUCCCCUCCUCGAAGCAUCCUCAAGAAGACGGGUCUCAUCGGGCGCCCAGACUCCCAGCUGAGCACCAGCGAGGACGCGGCGGCUACCUCUUCUCUAUCUCACUCCUCGUGCGAGGGUCUGCGCCUCCAGAAGUCUCUCGAACGGGCCUACGCAAAUGCGCCGCAGCUCAACGACCAGCGAGCAAAUGCCACCCCCUCACUGCAUCAGAGUCGUAGUCGUGACGUGACCCUGCAAGAGCUCAUCGACCGUCUAGCCGCCAGCGGAAAGAGACUGGACGACCAGCGCUGUGCCCCUCCUCUCCCUCCAGGGCAGGGCGCGAAGAGCAAGGAGAACAUCGGCGCGAUGCCCUCACCAAGUAGCAGGGACUCUAGACAUGAGAAGGGGGCAAACUCCGGGAUGAGGUCGAGCGUACUGCGCAAGCUGUCUAGCGGGGUGCACUUGGGUAGCAUUCGCAGGAGUAGCAAGUCCAAGGCGAGGGAGAAGGAGAAGGAGAAGGCGAGCGUGUCUGCCGCAGCCAGCCCAGCGCUUGGCACGCUGCCGAUGGCGAUGGAGGCCGCUGCGCACUCCAGCGGCUGGCUCGACACUCGCUCCGGCAGCUCAUCCUCAGGUAGUGGUGGUCUCCGCUCCCACGAUGCCUCGGGCGCUUCAAUGCGCUCGCUUAACCCACGCGAAGAAGAGGCAGAAGGAGCCGCCCUCUUCGAGCUCCUCGCAGCCAGCUCAUCCAAGUCCCGCUUCGCGGAUCAGGAAGCAGUCAUGCGAUCUUCGCAUGACCGUCGCCUUGGCAGUGGGCUCGCAGUGGCGGUCGCGUCGCCUGCUAGCUUCAAAACUGCUCCUGCUACCUUGUCCUCACCCGCAGAUUGGGCUGGACCAGCCGUUCCGGCGAAAAGCCCUCCAAUGUCAGCGAGCUCUCAAGUGUCAUCCGGGGGAGCGCAGAAGAGUGACGAUAUGAAGACAAUUCGUGCUCCUCCCAGCUCCGCUUCCUCGGAGCGGUCCGGCCGCGAGGGAGUCUUUGCUCAGCAGCAGAAGGAGGCGAUGGCUGCUACCAUGGCGGCGAAGAGGGGAGAAGGAGAGGAGCAGGAUUUUCAACAGGGGGCGGGCAAGGUAGAAGUGGGGUCGAUGGCUCCGUCCCCCAAUCAGAACGACAUGGCAGCGACCACGCCGAGGCAGGAUCGCGGGCAGGAUCAGACGCAGGUGCAGAGCCAUCAACAUCAGCAACAUCGCAAGGCGGUGCCGGUACUGUGAGCAGCAGCCUUCUCCGCGGGUACAUCGCCGAGACGCAGGUGCAGCUAGGGAUUGUUACGCUCGUUGCUAUGCUGGGCGAGGGAGUUGGAGCAGCGAAUUGGCAGAUUCAGCCCCAUCCUCAACACGGUCAAGCUGCGCGCCGAGACUCG